AUGGCAAGACUGAGGAGCUCCCCUGAGAUCUGGCCAGGAGUCCCCGGCCAGAUGGGCCUGGCCCAUCCCUACAAGGCGUCGACCUGGGACCGAUCCCAAAGAGCCAGGAUGCGGAGUCGCAGGAUGCGCAUGCGCAGUUUGGCAGUUCGCUCGCCCACCCCCCCCGACCCUCGUCCUCUCGGAGCACCUGCCCUCAGGCGUCCAGGAGCCGUAGGGCUGUGUGAACAGGUCCGGUCCAGCCUCGCAGCCCAUCUUCCUGGGGGCGGCCUCUGUGGGAGUCAGGCCUCCGAGGCAUCUCUCAGCAGCAGAGGACUUUCCCACGGGGCCCGGGACGGCAAGACUGAGGAGUUCCCGAGAUCGGCUUCAGGGGAACAGGCGUCUCUGUUUGGGGGCGGGCUGGACCUUGGCAGCGCCUUGCUGCCCCGGAACUCCCAGCCUGCGGCCUGGCCUCUCCCGCCACUGCCCAGACCCGGCUGGGCAGCGGGCUGGACCUUGGCCCGACCUUGCAGUCAUAAAAAUAAGCCAACUCCUGUAUUUGCACUUAGCCGGAAGUUUGCAGGUGGAAAAACUGAAUAUGCACUGACUUGGCCUAAGUUUUGUAGAGCUGUGAAUAAUUUUAAAAUGGGUACAAGGUGUGAAGAUACUUUUGUCAUAAGCAAAUGCCCUGUAAAGGCAUCUACUGCAGAGGAGGCUUCAGUAACCAGGCCAACAAGCUCCCCACCGGGGUAAGGGACAUCACCUAGACAAAACCCCAAUAUUCUCAGGAGCUAAAAUGUCCAAGGAAAGUGCAUCCUUCCCUACUCCCCAAGGGAUGAAGCAUGAAUAUCUA
Molecule: messenger RNA, 829 nt
Organism: Balaenoptera musculus (blue whale)
Lineage: Eukaryota; Metazoa; Chordata; Mammalia; Artiodactyla; Balaenopteridae
Exons: 5
Coding region: 1-729 (242 amino acids)
Source: RefSeq, a predicted model, not a curated record